AUGAUCGAGAGUAAUGACUGCAGAGAGCUGCAGAUCAUCUUGGCGACCUGCUUCAUCUUUCUGCUGCGCCUGAAAGACGAGGCACUGCCGUUGCGGAGAGGCUUGCCAACGGACGGCCCAAGCCUGUCACUGAGGAGUGCCGAAAGGCACAGCGCGGUCUUCGUCCAUUCGAAUGCCCUGCACGUCGUCCUUCGCUCGCGGAAGAACAGGGAUGAGGGGACGCACCUGGUCCGCCCCUGCAGCUGUGGGAGUGUCCCCGCGGACCUGAAGCGCCUGGUGUCGUGGCGCGAAAUUUGCCCUGUGCAUGUGGUCGGGGCCUUCGUUCGGUCGAAGAAGCACGGGGAGGCCCUCUUCCCAUCGAUCACCUACAAGUUCAUCCUCGACAAGAUGAAGGAAGCCGGCCGGGCCGAGGCGGCCCCGGCAAACUUUGGCACGCAAUCACUGCGGCGGGGUGCCGCGCAGAGCAUUGUCGCGUGCGGAGGCAACCUUCGCGACAUUUUAGUCGCGGGGGAGUGGAGUAGCAAGGCAUUCAGAGAAUACCUGGACCGUGAGGAGAUUUUCAAGGCUGGGAUCCUUGAGCAGGCCAAGGGGAAGGCCAGGGAUGUCCUUGGCUCUUCAGAUGAUGACUCUGAGUGA
Molecule: messenger RNA, 636 nt
Organism: Amoebophrya sp. A120
Lineage: Eukaryota; Dinophyceae; Syndiniales; Amoebophryaceae
Source: the annotation of a GenBank genome assembly